Messenger RNA from Echinostoma caproni, 903 nucleotides. The record is from the annotation of a GenBank genome assembly. NCBI's taxonomy places the organism in Eukaryota, Metazoa, Platyhelminthes, Trematoda, Plagiorchiida, Echinostomatidae.
AUGAGUGCAGAUGGUCCACCAGGAGAUGCGUUAAACUUUGAAAGUAAAAAGAAGAAGAAAAAUAAAUCCCUUCCCGAAAAUGCCCCACUCGCAGAUACCGGUGACGCUGCCGAUCCGCUGAACUUCGGCAUUAAGAAGAAAAAGAAAACAAAACCUCUGGAUUUAUCCGAUGAUGCACCUGCAGAAAAUGAGCCAAAAGAAGAUACACUUCCUGAAGAAUUCAAGGGGAAGAAGAAAAAGAAAGUCACUCUAGACGAGGAAAAGGUUGACGAGUUAGCAGAUAAGCUCGACGAUGAACUUUCGUUCUCUACGAAGAAAAAGAAAAAGAAAGCUAAGUUGGUGGACGCAGGUGCGGUAGCAGCUACUGAUGCUACGGAUGCUACAGAUACCCUUUCGAAAGAAAAUGUUGAUGCAUCCGGAUUCACAUACGAUAUGUUGCUGACUCGUGUGUUUGCUCAACUGGGGGUACAUAACCCGGAGCUUGUCUCGGAUCCAAAACGUCGUUUGGUUAUGGUCCCUCCCCAAAUGGCACGUGUCGGAACAAAGAAGACACUGUUUGUCAACUUUUCAACUAUUUGUGGUCAAUUAAAUCGAGAUCAAGCCCAUUUGACUGCCUACAUCUUGGCCGAAUUGGGAACCCAAGGUUCAGUUGAUGCUAGCGGUGGUCUGUUGAUUAAAGGUCGUUAUCAAAGUAAACACAUGGAACCCGUAUUACGAAAUUAUUGCCGCAAUUAUGUCCUCUGUGUAACUUGUCAAUCGUCUGAGACAGAACUGUGCAAAGAUUCUCGUUUACUCUUCCUUCAUUGCCGCCGAUGUGGUUCACGUACCACAGUGAAGAACGUCACCUCCGGUUUCCAGGCUGUUACAGGCAGACGCGCUGCAAUACGCGCUCGAACUCAGUGA